UCAACCCCCAAGGUUAAAAAAAAAGAGAGACCCUGUUUCUCUUUCUUCAUCUUCAAUCUUUGUUUCUGUGAAACUGUGAAAGGUGUUUUUUUUUUUUUUUAAUUGGAUUAGAAUAAGAGUUUUGACAGCCUGUGUUUGGAGUAGUACCAUCUUAGAAAAAUCCAAGAUUUGCAUUAUAAUACGGUGGCCACUGGUUUUUUGUGGAUGAUGAUUGUGGGUGUGUAGCUUCGGUGGUGGCCAUAAUGUCCUGUACAAACCCAGCAACACAUUUGCUUUAGAAAGCGUUCCAAAACAUGGAUACAUUAGUUGAAUAGGAAGAAAAAGGUCAUUGGGAGCUGAACAUAAGAGUCAAUGAUUGAUAUUCGUUGUUGGGAUCGAUUGAAGUUGUGAUAUAUUGUUCUAAUCGACCUCUGUUGGAGGUGGGUUUUGGAAGAGGAGGGGGACAAAGAGUGGAAAAUGGUGGCCAUUGGUGAGGAGGAGCCAAUGCAGGAGCCAGGCCACGGGGAGAGGAUACUCGUUUCUGUUCGGCUGCGUCCUUUGAACGAGAAGGAGACUGCCAGGAAUGAUGUGUCGGAUUGGGAAUGUAUUAAUGACAACACUAUCAUAUACAGGAACAACCUUUCCAUUUCUGAGCGCUCCAUGUACCCAACUGCCUACACAUUCGACAGAGUAUUUAGUACGGAUUGCUCCACAAGGCGGGUGUAUGAAGAAGGAGCCAAGAAAGUUGCUCUUUCAGUUGCCAGUGGUAUAAACUCAAGUAUUUUUGCAUAUGGACAAACAAGCAGUGGAAAGACAUACACCAUGAGUGGAAUUACUGAGUACGCUGUUGCAGAUUUAUAUGACUAUAUAGAUAAGCACGAGGAGAGAGAAUUUGUUUUAAAAUUCUCUGCUUUGGAGAUCUACAACGAAUCUGUUAGGGACCUUCUUAGUGCAGAUACCACUCCCCUUAGGCUUCUGGAUGAUCCUGAGAGAGGUACAAUUGUUGAAAAACUUACAGAGGAAACUCUAAGGGACUGGAAUCAUUUCAGAGAACUUCUAUCUGUCUGCGAAGCUCAAAGACAGAUAGGAGAAACAUCUUUAAAUGAAGCAAGCUCCAGGUCUCAUCAGAUUCUCAGAUUGGUAAUAGAAAGUUCAGCACGUGAGUUUCUUGGCUAUGACAAGUCAAGCUCCCUUACUGCUAUGGUGAACUUUGUUGAUCUUGCUGGAAGUGAGCGUGCAUCCCAGACAUUAUCAGCUGGCACAAGGUUGAAAGAGGGUUGCCACAUAAAUCGCAGUUUACUAACUCUGGGCACUGUUAUCCGUAAGCUGAGCAAGGGAAGAAAUGGGCAUAUUCCUUACAGAGAUUCAAAGCUAACCCGAAUACUACAGUCCUCCUUAGGAGGAAAUGCUAGAACUGCCAUCAUCUGUACUUUGAGUCCUGCACAUAGCCAUGUUGAGCAAUCAAGAAACACCCUUUUGUUUGCAAGUUGUGCUAAAGAAGUGACAACAAAUGCACAGGUUAAUGUAGUCAUGUCAGAUAAAACAUUGGUGAAGCAUUUGCAAAAGCAAUUGGCUAAAUUAGAGAAUGAGUUGAAAUCUUCGGGAUCAAAAAUUGUUCCAGCUGAUUCUUAUACUCUACUGAGAGAAAAAGACCUUCAAAUUGAAAAGCUUAAGAAAGAGGUGUCAGAGCUGACUCUGCAACGAGACCUUGCUCAAUCUCAGGUUAAGGAUCUGGUACGAGUGCUUGAAGAUGAUAAACCAUCACCAGCAGAUUUGGAUCGUUAUUACCCCAAAUUGCGAGUGCGAAAUUCAUGGGAGAACAUUGAAAUUCAACCAUCAGCAAUACCUGUUCUGGCUGGUUCUCACCACCGCCGAGGCAGCGUUAGAUCUUUUUCCACAUCUCAGUAUUCAGAUGUAGACAGUAGGACUAGUUCUGAUGAUACUUUACUCCAACUUCCGGACUUUGAUGACAAUUUCCUGAUCCCACACACGUUCUCCUCCAGCCAGUUGCCAGUUAGAUUUCCUAAUUCCAUUGAUGCCAAUCUGCAUCAGGAGGAGAACAAAGAACAGUCUGAUGUAAAUUCAGAAGAUGUUUGCAAAGAAGUUCGGUGCAUUGAAAUGGAAGAGUCAAGCACAAACAGAUAUGUAGCAUCAAAUAUAUCAGAUUCAAGCAGAAGCAGAUACCAAAACUCAAAUCUGUCAUCUCCUGCAGCAAACACACCUACCUCAGGAUUGACAGUGGUUGAGAAUGGAGAUGGCACCAAUAAAGAAUUGCAGUCGCCCCUAUUGAACCAUAAAGGUUUUGUCAUUCAAUCUCCUGAAAAGACAUCUCAAUGGCUCCGAGAGAAACAGAUGUCUACCCCCUUGAUCUACAAGUUAAGGCGGAGUAGAAGUUGUAAAGCAAGUCUUGUGACUACGUUCUCUUCAUGUUGGCUUGAGAUGGUAGAGAAGAAUGAGAACACGCCUUUGAUUGAGUUUGAGAAAAGUUAUAAUGAGAGCACACCUCCAACCGAGUUUGAGAAAAAUUUUGUAGGAAGGCCCAAGGGUCUGCAAAAGAAACUUCCUUCAUUCAAGUAUGAUGAUUCUCAGUUUUCUGCAAGAACUGCAGCAGCUUCUGAUGAGUGUAAACUACAGAAUACCGAAUCCGGAACUAAUGACGAGAGUAUUGAAACAAGUUCUUUAGUUGAAGAAACAAAUGAAGUGACUACAACUAAUGAAAAGGCUACUGAAAGCAGUUCUCUAGUUGAAGGAACAAAGGAAAUGGUGGACACCCAGUGCAUUACUCAACUUGCUGAUUCUAUGGUACCGGAGACAGAUACAAAGCCUAUACCAGAGACAGGUUUAAGGCCCAAUCCAUCUACAAGGGAUGUGAAAGAUGUUGGCUUGGACCCAAUGCCUAUGGAUGAGGAAAGCGAUUCAAUGUGGCCAUCAGAAUUCAAGAGGCUGCAAAGAGAGAUUGUUGAACUUUGGCAUGCUUGCAAUGUGUCAUUGGUUCACAGGACUUACUUCUUCCUGCUAUUUAAAGGUGAUCCAAGUGAUUCUAUAUACAUGGAGGUUGAGCUCAGGAGAUUGUCCUUCCUCAAAGGCACAUUUCUUAAGGGAGAUCAAGCUUUGGAAGAUGGUCUAACACCCGCUUCAAGCCUGAGGGCUUUAUGCAGUGAGAGACACAUGCUGAGCAAGCAAAUGAGCAAGAGGCUCUCCAAAGAUGAAAGAGAUAACCUCUACCUGAAGUGGGGUAUUGGGCUAAACUCAAAGAAUAGGAGGUUGCAAUUGGCGAACCGCCUGUGGAGUGACACAAACAACAUGGAUCACAUCGCAGAUAGUGCCAAUGUUGUUGCGAAGCUGGUUGGUUCAGUAGAGCCAGAGCAGGCUUUCAAGGAGAUGUUUGGACUCAGAUUUACACCUCGAGACACAAUUACGAGGCGGAGAUCUUACCGAUGGACAGAAAGUUUGAAGCAUCUUGUUUAAGAUUGUUCUGGGAUUAACAUUGUAGUAGUUUUGAGUGUGUCUGAUAUCAUUCAUGUAUAUGGUUAUGGUUCCUUUGCAAAUGUUCCGUUUGCGUUUGUUUGUUCUAAUUGUAAUCGACUGUAAGAAAGGUUGUAAACUAGAGCUAGAUGUAAUGUUUGAUGCUUCCCUAGUAUAUUGUAAAGUAAUUCCAUGAGUGUUAUAUACGGCUUUUUACCCAGCCAAUGUAGAUUAUGAACUUUUUUUC
Messenger RNA from Rosa chinensis, 3691 nucleotides. Its product is annotated as kinesin-like protein KIN-7E. Gene Ontology annotation, molecular function: microtubule binding; ATP binding; microtubule motor activity. Bases 457 to 3447 code for a protein of 996 amino acids. Lineage: Eukaryota; Viridiplantae; Streptophyta; Magnoliopsida; Rosales; Rosaceae. The record is from RefSeq and is a predicted model, not a curated record. The transcript is spliced from 14 exons. Gene Ontology annotation, biological process: microtubule-based movement.